Molecule: messenger RNA, 10500 nt
Organism: Marmota monax (woodchuck)
Lineage: Eukaryota; Metazoa; Chordata; Mammalia; Rodentia; Sciuridae
Gene: Phip
Product: pleckstrin homology domain interacting protein
Exons: 40
Coding region: 224-5695 (1823 amino acids)
Biological process (GO): regulation of transcription by RNA polymerase II; regulation of cell shape; cytoskeleton organization
Cellular component (GO): nucleus
Molecular function (GO): protein binding
Source: RefSeq, a predicted model, not a curated record
CGGCGGAGGGAUCCACGGCGGAGGCGGCUACGGCCGUAGCCGCUGCCUGAGAGUUGUUGUUUCCUCCUCCUCCUCCUCCGCCUCCGCCGCCGUUGCUUGAAUGGUGGAGCCGAGGCUCGGCUCGUGAACACACACUGACAGCUAUAGGGCAGGCGGCGGCACCAUCCCCGCUUCCCCUCGGCGGCGGGGUGUCCCGCCGGCGGCCCCGAAGUGACCCAUAAACAUGUCUUGUGAGAGGAAAGGCCUCUCGGAGCUGCGAUCGGAGCUCUACUUCCUCAUCGCCCGGUUCUUGGAAGAUGGACCUUGUCAGCAGGCGGCUCAGGUGCUGAUCCGCGAGGUGGCCGAGAAGGAGCUGCUGCCCCGGCGCACCGACUGGACCGGGAAGGAGCAUCCCAGGACCUACCAGAAUCUGGUGAAGUAUUACAGACAUCUAGCACCUGAUCACUUGCUGCAAAUAUGUCAUCGACUAGGACCACUUCUUGAACAAGAAAUUCCUCAAAGUGUUCCUGGAGUACAAACUUUAUUAGGAGCUGGAAGACAGUCCUUGCUACGUACAAAUAAAAGCUGCAAGCAUGUUGUAUGGAAAGGAUCUGCUCUGGCUGCAUUGCAUUGUGGAAGACCACCUGAGUCACCAAUUAACUAUGGUAGCCCACCCAGCAUUGCGGAUACACUGUUUUCAAGGAAGCUGAAUGGGAAAUAUAGACUUGAGCGACUUGUUCCAACUGCAGUAUAUCAGCACAUGAAGAUGCAUAAACGAAUUCUUGGACACUUGUCAUCUGUGUACUGUGUAACUUUUGACCGUACUGGCAGACGUAUAUUUACUGGUUCUGAUGAUUGCCUUGUGAAAAUCUGGGCAACAGAUGAUGGGAGAUUAUUAGCUACUUUAAGAGGACAUGCUGCUGAAAUAUCAGACAUGGCUGUAAACUAUGAGAAUACCAUGAUAGCAGCUGGAAGUUGUGAUAAAAUGAUCCGAGUCUGGUGUCUUCGAACCUGUGCACCUUUGGCAGUUCUUCAGGGUCACAGUGCAUCUAUUACAUCACUACAGUUCUCACCAUUGUGCAGUGGCUCAAAGAGAUAUUUAUCUUCUACUGGGGCAGAUGGCACUAUUUGUUUUUGGCUCUGGGAUGCUGGAACUCUUAAAAUAAACCCAAGACCUGCAAAAUUUACAGAGCGUCCUCGACCUGGAGUUCAAAUGAUCUGUUCUUCUUUUAGUGCUGGUGGAAUGUUUCUGGCCACAGGGAGCACAGAUCAUAUUAUUAGAGUUUAUUUUUUUGGAUCAGGUCAGCCAGAGAAAAUAUCAGAAUUGGAGUUUCAUACUGACAAAGUUGACAGUAUCCAGUUUUCCAACACUAGUAACAGGUUUGUAAGUGGUAGUCGGGAUGGGACAGCACGUAUUUGGCAGUUUAAACGAAGAGAAUGGAAGAGCAUUUUGUUGGAUAUGGCAACUCGUCCAGCAGGCCAAAAUCUUCAAGGAAUAGAAGAUAAAAUCACAAAAAUGAAAGUAACUAUGGUUGCUUGGGAUCGACAUGACAAUACAGUUAUAACUGCAGUUAAUAAUAUGACUCUGAAAGUUUGGAAUUCUUACACUGGUCAACUUAUCCAUGUCCUGAUGGGUCAUGAAGAUGAGGUAUUUGUUCUUGAGCCACAUCCAUUUGAUCCUAGAGUUCUCUUUUCUGCUGGUCAUGACGGAAAUGUGAUAGUGUGGGAUCUAGCAAGAGGAGUCAAAAUUCGAUCUUAUUUCAAUAUGAUUGAAGGCCAAGGACAUGGUGCAGUAUUUGACUGCAAAUGCUCUCCUGAUGGUCAGCAUUUUGCAUGCACAGACUCUCACGGACAUCUUUUAAUUUUUGGCUUUGGGUCCAGUAGCAAAUAUGACAAGAUUGCAGAUCAGAUGUUCUUUCAUAGUGAUUAUCGGCCUCUUAUCCGUGAUGCCAACAAUUUUGUAUUAGAUGAACAGACUCAGCAGGCACCCCAUCUCAUGCCUCCACCAUUUUUGGUUGAUGUUGAUGGUAACCCUCAUCCAUCAAGAUAUCAAAGAUUAGUUCCUGGUCGUGAAAACUGCAGAGAGGAGCAACUCAUCCCGCAGAUGGGGGUCACUUCCUCAGGAUUAAACCAAGUUUUAAGUCAGCAAGCAAACCAGGAAAUCAGUCCCCUGGACAGCAUGAUUCAAAGACUACAACAAGAACAAGACCUCAGACGUUCUGGUGAAGCAGGUAUUGGUAACACCAGUCGCUUGAGUAGAGGAUCUGUAAGUUCUACCUCAGAGGUACAUUCACCACCAAAUGUAGGACUAAGACGUAGUGGACAAAUUGAAGGUGUACGGCAAAUGCAUAGCAAUGCACCAAGGAGUGAGAUAGCCACAGAGCGGGAUCUUGUAGCAUGGAGUCGAAGGGUGGUAGUACCUGAGCUGUCAGCUGGUGUAGCCAGUCGGCAGGAAGAAUGGCGAACUGCAAAGGGAGAAGAAGAAAUAAAGACUUAUAGGUCAGAAGAAAAAAGGAAACACUUAACUGUUGCAAAAGAGAAUAAAAUACUUAGUGUUUCAAAGAAUCAUGCUCAUGAGCAUCUCCUGGAUCUUGGGGAAUCCAAAAAGCAACAAGCAAAUCAACAUAAUUAUCGUACAAGAUCUGCACUGGAAGAGACUCCUAGACCAUUGGAGGAGAUAGAAAAUGGCACUAGUUCUUCAGAUGAAGGUGAAGUGGUUGCUGUCAGUGGUGGAACUUCUGAAGAAGAAGAGAGAGCAUGGCACAGUGAUGGCAGUUCUAGUGACUACUCCAGUGAUUAUUCUGACUGGACAGCAGAUGCAGGAAUUAAUUUACAACCACCAAAGAAAGUUCCCAAGCAUAAAACCAAGAAAGCAGAAAGCAGUUCAGAUGAUGAAGAGGAAUCAGAAAAACAGAAGCAAAAACAUAUUAAAAAGGAAAAGAAAAAAGUAAAUGAAGAAAAAGAUGGAGCAACAUCACCAAAGAAAAAGAAACCCAAAGAAAGAAAACAAAAGAGAUUGGCUGUGGGAGAACUAACUGAAAAUGGUUUGACAUUAGAAGAAUGGUUACCAUCAACAUGGAUUACGGAUACUAUUCCCCGAAGAUGUCCAUUUGUGCCACAGAUGGGUGAUGAGGUUUAUUAUUUCCGACAAGGACAUGAAGCAUAUGUUGAAAUGGCCCGGAAAAAUAAAAUUUAUAGUAUCAAUCCUAAAAAACAACCAUGGCAUAAAAUGGAACUACGGGAACAAGAACUGAUGAAAAUAGUUGGCAUAAAAUAUGAAGUGGGAUUACCUACCCUUUGCUGCCUUAAACUUGCUUUUCUGGAUCCUGAUACUGGUAAACUGACUGGUGGAUCAUUUACCAUGAAAUACCACGAUAUGCCUGAUGUUAUAGAUUUCCUAGUCUUGAGACAACAAUUUGAUGAUGCCAAAUAUAGGCGGUGGAACAUAGGUGACCGUUUCAGAUCAGUCAUAGAUGAUGCUUGGUGGUUUGGAACAAUUGAAAGCCAGGAACCUCUUCAGCCUGAGUACCCUGAUAGUUUAUUUCAGUGCUAUAAUGUUUGCUGGGACAAUGGAGAUACAGAAAAGAUGAGUCCUUGGGAUAUGGAGCUUAUACCUAAUAAUGCUGUAUUUCCAGAAGAACUAGGUACCAGUGUUCCCUUAACUGAUGUUGAAUGCAGAUCAUUAAUCUAUAAACCUCUUGAUGGAGAAUGGGGUACCAAUCCCAGGGAUGAAGAAUGUGAAAGAAUUGUUGCAGGAAUAAACCAGUUGAUGACACUAGAUAUUGCUUCAGCAUUUGUGGCCCCUGUGGAUCUGCAAGCUUAUCCCAUGUACUGCACUGUAGUGGCAUAUCCAACGGAUCUAAGUACAAUUAAACAAAGACUGGAAAACAGGUUUUACAGGCGAGUUUCUUCCCUGAUGUGGGAAGUUCGAUAUAUAGAGCAUAACACUCGAACAUUUAAUGAGCCGGGAAGCCCAAUUGUGAAAUCUGCCAAAUUUGUGACUGAUCUUCUUCUACAUUUUGUAAAGGAUCAAACUUGUUAUAACAUAAUUCCACUUUAUAAUUCAAUGAAGAAGAAGGUUUUGUCUGACUCUGAGGAAGAAGAGAAAGAUGCUGAUGUGCCAGGAACUUCUACCCGAAAAAGGAAGGACCAUCAGCCUAGAAGAAGAUUACGUAACAGAGCUCAGUCUUAUGAUAUUCAAGCAUGGAAGAAACAAUGUCAGGAAUUGUUAAAUCUCAUAUUUCAGUGUGAAGAUUCAGAGCCUUUUAGACAGCCAGUAGAUCUCCUUGAAUAUCCAGACUACAGGGACAUCAUCGACACUCCAAUGGAUUUUGCUACUGUUAGAGAAACCUUAGAAGCUGGGAAUUAUGAGUCACCAAUGGAGUUAUGUAAAGAUGUCAGACUUAUUUUUAGUAAUUCCAAAGCAUAUACACCAAGCAAAAGAUCAAGGAUUUACAGCAUGAGUUUGCGCCUAUCUGCUUUCUUUGAAGAACAUAUUAGUUCAGUUUUAUCAGAUUAUAAAUCUGCUCUGCGUUUUCAUAAAAGAAAUACUAUAACCAAGAGGAGGAAGAAAAGAAACAGAAGUAGUUCUAUUUCCAGUAGUGCUGCAUCAAGCCCUGAAAGGAAGAAAAGGAUUGUAAAACCCCAGUUAAAGUCAGAAAUCUCUACCUCUCCAUUCUCUACACCUACACGAUCAGUACCACCAAGGCAUAAUGCUGCUCAGAUAAAUGGUAAAACAGAAUCCAGUUCUGUGGUUCGAACCAGAAGCAACCGAGUAAUUAUAGAUCCAGUUAUCACUACUGAGCAACCAUCUACUUCAUCAGCUGCAAAGAAUUUUAUUCCAAAAGCUAAUACAUCUGCAGUGCCAGGGAAAACAAUACUAGAAAAUUCUGUGAAACAGUCCAAAACCUUGAAUACUCUUUCGAGUCCUGGUCAGUCCACUUUUAGUCCUGGCACUAGGAAUAAUACUGCAAAAGAAAACUUGGAAAGGGAAAAACCCGUCAAACGUAAAAUGAAAUCAUCUGUACUCUCAAAGGCAUCCACUCUUUCAAAGUCAUCAUCUGUCACUGAGCAAGGAGAUUGUAAGAACAAUGCUCUCGUACCAGGAACCAUUCAAGUAAAUGGCCAUGGAGGACAGCCAUCAAAACUUGUGAAGAGGGGACCUGGAAGGAAACCUAAGGUAGAAGUUAAUACCAAUAGUGGUGAAAUUAUACACAAGAAAAGGGGUAGAAAGCCCAAAAAGCUACAGUACGCAAAGGCAGAAAAUUCAGAGCAAAAUAACAUGCAUCCCAUCAGAGAUGAAGUGGUUCCUUCUUCAACAUGCAAUUUUCUUUCUGAAAGUAAUAUGGUUAAGGAGGAUUUGUUACAGAAAAAGAGUCGUGGAGGCAGAAAACCCAAAAGGAAGAUGAAAACACAAAAACUAGAUUCAGAUCUUAUAGUUCCUGCAAAUGUUAAAAUGCUAAGGAGAAGUAACCGAAAAAAGACUGAUGAUCCUGUUAUAGAUGAAGAAGAAGAGUUUGAAGAGCUCAAAAGCUCUGAACCCCACAUGAGAACUAGAAACCAAGGUCGAAGGACAGCUUUCUAUAAUGAGGAUGACUCGGAAGAGGAGCAAAGGCAGCUGUUGUUUGAAGACACCUCUUUGACUUUUGGAACUUCUAGUAGAGGACGAGUCCGAAAGUUGACUGAAAAAGCAAAAGCAAAUUUAAUUGGUUGGUAACUUGAACCAAAAUAUUUUACUUCAAAAUCUAUAAAACAGGUACAGUUAAGGAAUAAGUAGAGCUAACACUUCUACUUCCUUGCUGCUAUGGUGGAUUAGGGAAUGUUAUGAUUUGACUUGCAAAAAAAAAAAUCUUAGAAGACACUUCACUUCUUUAAAUGAAUAUAUAUAUAUAUAAAUAUAUACAUAUAUAUUUUAAAUGUUUGCUAUUUAUUGCCCUUAGAUAGGUUAUACAUUUCCAUAUUCAUUUCAUUCACUGUUUGAAACAUAAGAAAUUGAGGACCUAUAAUGAAUUCCUGAUUUAUUUAUGAAAGAGACAGCUCUGCUACACUCUUAAGGAGCAUAAUACUCCCAAUGAUAGAACAUUUCAUAUUAAAAUGAAUUAUUUUUGAUCAAGCAAGAUACAUUUUUUUCUUGAUACAGAGGUCAUGCCCCUAGGAAGACAGAUAUUACAUAGAGUAGCAGUAAAUUUAAGGAAUGUGUUUCCUCUAAAGAUAAAAUUCCUACCAUUUGAUUCCCUAAAAAGUUUAAUUUUAGUUACAGAAUGUUCAUCUACAAAAUAUCUAGAGAAGGCUUUUGCUUUAUUCCAUUUCUGCCAAACUCAAAAUGUGCUGAUGAAAAGGAAACAUAUCCACAUUGGAAAACAUUUGACUGUCUAAUUUUUCAGACCUUGAUUCUUAUAUCAGUCUCUCAAUCUCUGUUUAUUGUGCCAAAGACUGAGAAUCAGUGCAGUGGAAAGCCUGUUUUUUGACUGUCAGGACAGCAUACACUUUUCAAUAUUGGAAAGGAUAUAUAUUCUAAAGAGCAAGUUAUUAAAGAGUUAUGCUGAGAUAUAUUCUUUUUUUGGUACUAAUAGUAGAAAAUAAUGCACUGGUGGGUCCUUUGACAGAGAUGUCUUAGAGAAAUGUUUUAAGUGGUUAAAGGAUUCAAGGAAGAUACAGGAAAAAAGGUAUGGGAUUUGAUGUUUACUUGUUGAUCUGGAUUAAUGUCAUUUCUAAACUUUAGACAUAUCUGAUAGGCUAAAAUGACUUACAAAGAAAUGUGUCUGUGUGUGUAUGUGUAUAUAUUGAUAAAUGGGUAUAAUUAAAUAUAUAUACAAACACAUACUUAUAUACUAUUACCCAGGUAUAAAUUCCUUUUUUCAGGAUUUUUUAGAUAGUGGUAGAAUAAAAAUAAUUUUAAAAUGUCAUACUUUAUAGUUUAAUUUUAAGGGGAAGAUUGGUUAUUUUCAAUUAUUAAAGGUUAAAAUAGGCCAAAUCACUUUUUAUGCAAUCAUGUUUUAUACAGUGGUCUCAUUGCACAUUGUGUUUUUUCUGCACUUUUUACGGUAUCCUUAUCACGCUGGUAUGUCAAUAUACACCCUAAAGAAAAACUCCAUUUAAUGAUUGUGCCUUGUAUUCUAUUAUUUUUUGCAUCAUUAGUAAAAUUAAGUUGUCUAUUGUAAAUGAUAACUAUAUGACUUAGGAGAAUGUAUUACUAUAUGUACUGCUAUGGAAAAGGAAAGCAGUUAUUUAUUUGUUUAUGGUACAGUUACUUAUUUUAUACCUUAAAAACCAACAUAAAUACCAUUUCUAUUGUUUAAAAAUGAUUGUCCAUUUUUUAAAAAGUUUAAAGAAUGUAGUAUUUUCUGAGGACUGAUAUGGUACAAAAAUGUAACCAAAAUUUUCAAAUACUACAUUUUUAAAAAGCAAGGAUUGGAAAAAUAUGUAUCAGCAUGACCCUAAUAUAGAAAAAUAAAGUCUUUAAUUGAACCUUGGCAAAAUAUAUAAUAAUUAUUCUUUACUUAUUUCCGAUAAGUUAAAUGUUAACUGUCAUUUGACUGUCUUGAAGAAGAAUGAAAAGUGAUGCAUUUUGGCUUUUUAGAUCAUUUGUAACGAAAUUUGUACAGAAAUCCUCCUGUGAAAUUAAGUAAACCAUUUUCCAGAUCUUGACUGGAUUGCUGUGAUUUUGCAGUUGAAUAAUAAUUUCAAAUUUUUCAGGUUUUUUGUAUAUUUAUUUUUUUCUAACAGAUAUAUUUAACUAUAUAAUUGAAAUUCAGUAGUUAAACUCUUCAUAAUGCAGAAAUGGAUGGCUUGGUUAUAUAGAAAAAUGAAUCUUUCAGUUACACCAUUAUUGAAAUUGUAUGUUUGAAAUUUAAGGCGUUAAAAUAAUUAGUUGUUUUUGAAGGCAAUCUAUUUGAAAAUAUAAUUUCCUGAUGUUAUCUGCAUUGUGUUAUAAAAAAAGGAUAGACUAUAAAAUCCAUUUUUGUAAAAAAAAAAAUGUGUAUAGUUUUGAGGUGUGUAUAGAAAAAGAAACAGUGCACACAGUCUUAGAGUACCUCUAUAUAGUGUAUGGAUUAGCUCCAACUCUUGAGCAGAAAAAUGAGUAUUUGCCAUCUUUCCUAUAACAAGUAAAUGUAUUGUACCUAUUCUAAAGAUACUGUAUAUUUGACCAUAUUUGGACAUUUUCAUACACUGGUUUCUUAGUAAAGCAAAAUGACUUGGAUCAGAUUAUUUGUAACAGAAACACUUAAAAUGUAUUGGUAAUACCAGAUAUAUUUAUAUUUUUAUAAUUUAGAUUCUAUACAUUGCAAAAAUUGAAUUAAGAAAUUUAAGUCAUUGCCAUGUUUUUGUUUUGUUUUACCACUUGGAAAAAUACCCUCUUUAAGACAGUAAAGUUAUGUAUGUACUGUUAAUAAGCCAGAAUGAAACAUUAGCAUUUGUCUUAUAGGUGAGCAAUAUAAAAAUCUCAAGUUCGCUGCAAGUUUCUGAAAUAUAACUUGUUACAUGCAUGGAAUGUGGAAAUUAAUUUACAUGUUGAUGAAUACCCAAGCCUAAAUGUUCUCUCUUCCCUAAUAUUCUCAAGCCCCAGAUGAAUCUUACAAAAUUUGAAUGUGACCACUGAGUAGUUUUAAAUAUUCAAUCCAAUGAUAGUCUUAUAACCUUUGGCAAUGGAUAUUUAGCAUCUUAAAUUUUAUUAUUUGCAAUCUGCUAUUAUAGCAUUGAACCAUUUUUUGUAUAUAUUUAUGAAUUAAAUGAGGCCUUAUUUUCAUUAUUUUUAUUGCCCAACUUCACUGCAGGCUGGUGGCAUUAUUACAAAACUGUCUUUCCUCCUUAAGUUUAAUUAGAAAAAUCAUAGAAUAUGUGUGAGCUUGUUUAGGUCACAUCUGAGACAUAGAAUUGACUGAAUUAAGUAUCACCUGGAAAUGAAUUAAGUUUAAGAAAUGGUGAGCAGAGAAAAGAUCCUCAUACAGCACGUAUGUUAAUAUCUAAAACUGUCCCUUAUCUGCAGUGUAGCAAAUUAUCUAACAAGUAUAUUGAAAUGACAUUUUAUCGUUUGAUAUUAGCAUUUACCUGUUACAAAGUAUUAUUCAUAAUGUAGUUUCUUCAGUUAGAAGUAUUACUUUAAUUUUGACAUUCCAUUGUAUUCAUUGAUGCCUAUAUAUUUUUCUCAAGUAUAAUCUGGAAAUAAUUUUGAUUUUCAGUUUUCUAUCUAAAGAAAACAUUAUUCUGAAGGUUUUUAUUGACUGCAAUUUAUUUUUGAGUAUGUUGAAAGGACCAAGAUACUUGAGUGAUUAAAGGGCUAUAAAUGUUCACCUUAAAUGCAGGAGGUGUAUGAUUUUAAAAGUUAUAAUAGAGGAAUUACUUUAUCUUCUGUGGAUUACAGGUCCCAAUUUACAUAGAAAAUGUUUCUAACAUAACAGGUUAGGCAGUUUAGUUUUAUUUAGGUAAGAAUUUAUCUUCCUAUUAAAGUUGGAAAAAUAUACCUUUCCUUACUUCCAUCUUUGCACUUCUGCUUACUUUCCCUGUUUCCAAGUGAUUUGCGCUAAAUUAUUAUUACAUUUACUAAGAAACUAUUUUCUUAACUAGCAAAGCACUCCAAAAGAAAAGUCAUUUUGAACUGUGUACAGUACCCAGGAAGAGGUCAUUGAGUCAGAAGACUGUAAGUACCACUUUGAGCACUCCAGCGAUAAAUCUUAUACACACUACAAUAAAAGUGAGUAGAAAAUCUGAGCUAUAAAUAUAUAUUUUUAGUUUUGAUAGGUGUUUUGGAAUACUUUUUUAAUGCAGAUAAAAUUAUCAGGAAAUUAACCUUAUGGCACAAACCAAAUACAUAAUAUUGUGUGACUGAGUUUCUACAUUCAAGGAGAUAAGAAAAUAGGUUCAAGAUGGUAUGUAGUACACAAGCGUAUAAAGCAGAUGCAUACAAAUGCAUACACAUACUGGUUACUCUUAAGAAUGUGUGUUUAUUUAUCACAAUGAUAGACUGUAAAAUGAGACAAAAUAAAGUUACAUUUUUGGACCAUAUUAAAACUGCAAGAAGACAGGUCUUAUAAAAAAUAUCUUUUAGAAAACUGUUUAAUCCUGUCACAGGAUAUUUAGACAUGUGUAGAAUGUAGCUCAAUUUUUAAAAAGUAACUGACCUAGAGGGUUAAGGUUGAAACUGACACAUUUUCAAAUUAAAAUUAUGCUUAUUUUGUACAGAAAACAAUGUUAAACACAAGCAAAUCCGUUGUAUGUAAUAAGUAACAGAGUUAAAAACAAAUUAUUAUUUAGCUUUAUUGAGGUUUUUGGGUUUUUUUCCUUCCAGACCUGGAGUAUCAUGUUAUAAACAGCAGUCUCACACCACAAUAGCAGUGCCCUUUCUUUUUGUACAUAUUGAUUGGAACUUUCUUUACUGUUACGUGGACACUUUCUAUGUUAGUUUUGAUGCAUAAUUCUUUGAAUCCUUUUAUACAAACUAGAAUGUAUGUGUAAGAAUUCCUGUCCCUGCAAUGUAGUAACUAUAAACUUAUUUUUAAAUAAAUAGAAAACUUGUUUUUCUAA